AACAGCUCCAACAGCUCGGAAAGCUACUGCGCCUCAGCUGCUGCUUGGUCGUCACACAUUUCCACGGCGACGAAAACCAUAUUAUAAAUCGACUGCCGACAUGCACAGCUGAAGGAGUAAAGGGAUGGCUCUAGACGGGACUAACGGCUUCCCUGCCGCCACGAAUGGUGUUGCCGGCCUCUCGCUCGACGACGGGGCUGGUGGAUUGCCCAUCUUCGAUGUCGACCCCGUCCAGCUGCAGUUCAGCAUCGCGGCUGACUUUGUGGCCGCCCAGGUCGCCAACAAUGUCCUGGUUCUCGCCCUCUCCAACGGCCGUAUCCUGCGCAUCGACCUCAACCGCCCUGAGGACAUCGACGACAUCGACCUGCCCAAGCGCCCGUCCGAGGUCGGUGUCAUCCGCCGCAUGUUCCUCGAUCCCACCGCCUCGCAUCUGAUCAUCGCCACCAGCCUGGGCGAGAACUACUAUCUGCACUCGCAGAGUCGGCAGCCGCGGCCGCUGGGACGUCUGCGUGGUGUUACCAUUGAGAGCGUGGCUUGGAACCCAAGUCUCCCCACCGCAUCCACGAGGGAGAUGUUGAUCGGCGCCAGCGACGGCAACAUAUACGAGACAUUCAUCGAGAGCACCAACGAGUUCUACAGAAAAGAGGAGAAGUACCUCAAGGUCCUGCAGAAGCUCCCCGACGGGCCCGUCACAGGCUUAUGGGUGGACAAUGUGGGCGGCAAAACCGACAUUAGGAGGGUGGUCAUAAGCACACAGAAUAGACUGUUUCAUCUCGUCGGCAAGGUCGGGCGUCAUCACCACGAUGGAAGCGGCUCGAUAUAUACCAAGCUGUUCGACGCAGAACAACCUACAAUCCACGAACUAUCCAGAGGCUCGGGGACGGCACCCUCGAGUCUGGCUGUCACGCCUGACACUCCUACUACGAAUGCCUACGAUGAGGUAGCGCAGGAAAGGGCUUUCGCUUGGCUUUCCUCGCUUGGUGUCUAUCAUGGCAAGUUGCUGACGACGCCCGCAACCGCGGAACUGGGGUCGAAAGUCUACGGCGAAUCAAAGCUGCUGCCCAGAUCUCAGCUGGUCUCAUCUGACACCUCAGGUCGAAAGAAAGCGUCGGGAGAAGUCAUUGAGGCAGCCAUAUUAACUCAGUGGCAUAUCAUAAGUUUAGUCGGUAGGCGCGUAGUCGCUGCCAACCGCUUAACUGGCUCGAUCAUAUAUGACCAAGUCGUCCUCGACGCAGAUCAGAAAGCACUAGGCCUCUACGUGGACCAGCAGAAAAACACAUUCUGGCUAUUCACAGCCACGAACAUCUUUGAGAUUGUUGUCAGAGAAGAGGAUAGGGACAUCUGGCGGAUAAUGCUCGAGAGACAGCAGUUCGACCAGGCCCUGCAUUAUGCACACACCCCCGCACAGAAAGACGCCAUUGCCAUGGCUUCCGGGGACUAUUUAGCGGCCAAAGGCCAGUUUAUAGAGGCCGCCGGCGUUUAUGGAAAGAGCAGCAAACCCUUCGAAGAGGUCGCCCUUGCAUUCAUCGACAACAAUCAGAAUGAUGCAUUGCGGAAGUAUCUCCUCACGAAGCUCAUGAGCUACAAAAAGGCACAGACUAUGCAGAGAACCAUGAUCGCUACUUGGCUGGUGGAAAUAUUCAUGGCAAAGCUCAACUCUCUCGAGGACACCAUCAAAACCGAAGCUGAGCUGGUGGAAAACCUUAACACGGAUCAGUCAAAAGAGCAACUGAGCACGAUUCGAGAAGAGUUUCAGAGCUUUGUGAACAAGCACAAGUCGGACCUCGACAGCAAAACAAUAUACGACGUCAUCAGCAGCCACGCCAGAGAAGAAGAGCUUCUGUUCUUCGCAAAUGCCGUCAAUGAUUAUAACUUUGUCCUCUCUUACUGGGUGCAAAGAGAGCGGUGGAUCGAGGCUUUGAAUGUCCUCAAGAAGCAGACGGACCCCGAGGUUUUCUACAAGUAUAGUAGUGUUUUAAUGACACAUGUCGGCCACGAACUGGUCGAAAUCAUGAUGAGGCAUCCCAACCUAAAGCCGCGCAACAUCAUACCUGCAUUACUGGAUUAUGACCGCUACUUUUCCGGUCCAUUGGUGCAAAACCAAGCUGUUCGAUAUCUGCAAUAUGUUAUCAACCAACUCAACUCAUCGGACGCCGCAGUUCACAACACUCUAGUGUCCAUAUAUGCAUCGCAUCCGAAUAAAGAUGAAUCAGGCUUUCUCAGCUAUCUCGAGUCUCAAGGUGAUGAGCCUCGAUUCGAUCCCGACUUUGCCCUGCGGCUCUGCAUACAGCAUAAGCGUACGUUAGCUUGUGUGCACAUCUAUACGAAUAUGGGACAAUACGUUCAGGCUGUCGACUUGGCUCUUUCACACAACGAAAUAGAGUAUGCGUCUAUCAUUGCAGACAGGCCAAUGGACAACCCGGCGCUUCGCAAAAAGCUUUGGUUAGCGGUAGCGAAGAAGGUUAUCUCGCAAUCUAACGGCAUCAAAACAGCGAUCGACUUCCUCAAGAGGUGCGAUCUGCUGAAAAUAGAAGACUUGAUCCCGUUCUUCCCGGAUUUUGUUGUCAUAGACGACUUCAAAGACGAGAUUUGUAAUGCAUUAGAAGAUUAUAGCCGCAACAUUGACGGUCUUAAGCAAGAGAUGGAUGAGAGCUCACAAACAGCGGCAAACAUUAAGAUCGAUAUCGCAGCCCUAGAUCACCGAUACGCAAUUGUGGAGCCUGGCGAGAAAUGUUAUGUUUGUGCUCUCCCUUUGUUGAGCAGGCAGUUCUUCGUCUUCCCUUGCCAGCACGCCUUUCACUCUGACUGUCUCGGAAAGGAGGUCCUGAAACAGGCUGGUGUCGGCAGAAGCAAAAGAAUAAAGGAAUGCCAGGUCCAGAUUAGCAAAGGGCUUGUCAGUGGCUCGAAGAAGGAUGCCAUGGUUGCUGAGUUGGAUGCACUUGUUGCGUCAGCAUGUAUUCUUUGUAGCGAAUAUGCUAUCAAGCGCAUCGAUGAGCCUUUCAUCGCGGUGGACGACGAUAAAAAUGAAUGGGCAUUAUAGGCAUAUACCGAAGCUCCCGCUCCCCAUUGAUUGGGCGGCCCCGCGAAACUUUUAAUACAUUUUGGGAUAUUGGAGUCGGUGUAUAUCUUGAGGGACACUGUGGAUAACACAUGCAUCACGCAAGCAUAGGAAGUUUUGAUACCCAGAAGAUAUUCAGUCAGUGAUCAUGAAGUCACAGACCCAUAAUCACAUGAAUUCUACCGU
This is a messenger RNA of Truncatella angustata, 3244 nucleotides long. RefSeq names its product Pep3/Vps18/deep orange family-domain-containing protein. The record is from RefSeq and is a predicted model, not a curated record. Gene Ontology annotation, molecular function: protein-macromolecule adaptor activity. The transcript has 2 exons. NCBI's taxonomy places the organism in Eukaryota, Fungi, Ascomycota, Sordariomycetes, Amphisphaeriales, Sporocadaceae. The coding region runs from base 125 to 3040 and encodes 971 amino acids. Gene Ontology annotation, biological process: organelle fusion; vesicle-mediated transport; intracellular protein transport. Gene Ontology annotation, cellular component: HOPS complex; endosome.